AUGGCACCCAAGCACAGCCUGGAUACGCCCCCUGGGCCCUCUUGCACCAGGAAGCGGGAGCGCAAAACCACACCUACAAUCUUGAAGAGAACUCAUCAAGCAAAUUUUGAUCGCCUCUGCGCCUUACACAACUGGACUCCAUCUGAAGCUGCUCGCGACAAAUUUGCCAGACUCUUGCACCUCUCGGGCAAAAGAUUACAAGCAAGUGAGCUGCUACCGCUCGCAUUCGUCCAACAUUACCCUUUCAUCUGGAUGAAUGAUCUUCUCCUUCUUGGCUACGAUGAGUCUGAUGUCAGUGUCUGGUUCAGAGCUUAUCCCACGGGCAGAGGAAUCGCAAGAGGUCACUACUACAAUUCGCUGAAGGUGAGCAUCGCUGGCAAGAAUAUCAUUACACAGUACUGGCAAUCGUGGAUUGGUGUUUUUGACAUUGAGCAAAGAGGGCAAGAUGGAAUGCAUGAGUUCUUCACUGGUGUCUACCUCAUCCUCAAGGACUUCCCGAACUUACGUUACAAGACUGCCCAAAAAGGAAAACAGUUUGCAAGAGAUCCCCAGAAUAUCAUACGCACGACUGGAAUUGCAGAAUAUCCCUUCAAUGAUGACCACCUUUUCAUGCAAGAAGAGUCUGACGGGAUAACCGACCCCAACGACUACGCGCCAGGAGAUGAUGACCAAGGAGAUCGCGCUACUAAGGAACAAGAGGACAACAACUUCAGCAAGCAAGAGAAAAUAGUCUCGCACGACGAUUCUGAGCGUUCCACUCCUCUCUCUUCAAUACUAUCGUCACCGCAAGAGUCACGUGCUGUUCCGUACGAAAUGAUCACUGCUUCCUCACUUCCUUUAAGCAGGCACGCCACAAACGCAUCAACAAGCACACAAAACCAUCAAGAACAACCAAACCCUCCCACCCACCAGUCACAGUCGCAGCAUCCGCAUCAGAUGGUAUCCGACCCCCAAGUGGAGCCAGACGAGCAAGCCGCACCCGACGAGAGCCGCUUGCGCGCACGAAAGAAUGGAAGAACAUCUCUGCUUGAGCAACCCUCGGUACGCUCUAUCACCCGCGCCCACAGGCGCAGUCUCGUCUCGAAUCUCGUGUCUCUGCCGUAUGAGUCUGUAGCGGCAAAGCAAACAGGCAAGAACGCAAAGCAUGAUGAUGAGAAAGUCCCCUACAUUCUCCCAUCGAAGCAACCUCGUUCGCGCAUCGGCUUUCUUGCCUCGAAUGCCACCUCCUCAAACCACGCGGCCGGAGACGCACGCGAAGAGGCACAGAAACGUGGCAUCGAUGCCCUUCAUUCUCAGACACCUUCCGCCAUCCACACGGACCAGCCAUCGUUUGAGCAAGAAACCGACUCGCAAAGGCCCCUCCCGGUUGAAGGCUGGGCAAGAGCAAGAGAGCGAAGAUGGAUGAACGGAAGUCUCGCUCACCAGACGUCAGAGCGACCUCCGCCUCGUCCCUCUCCACGCACUUCUGAAAUAUCCGCCACAACGCGAGUCGAGACAACACCUAACAUACAAGAGAUUGUGGCACCAGAAAGCGUCCUGACGACCUCAUCCAGUGCACCACAAGUCAAAGAGUACAUCGCUCGCGUGCCUGUCGAGGAGCCAAGAUGGUCAACCACUGAUUUCAACUUUGCGUUUGCGACUCCUGUGCAGACUGUUCCUGAAGGACCAACUCCUGCGGCAUCGCCAUCGAACUUGGGUCAUCCGUCGCUGAGGACAGUCGAUACCGUGCCCGCUCAGCCCCUGGAGGAAGUAUUCAAGGAGGAAGAUAGCGAAGAUACCGAAGAGGAACAAAUGACUGAGAUGGCAGAUAUGGAAGCUGAUUGGGGCGACGAGUCAAUCUUCUCAGCGGCUCUCUAA
Molecule: messenger RNA, 1857 nt
Organism: Aureobasidium subglaciale EXF-2481
Lineage: Eukaryota; Fungi; Ascomycota; Dothideomycetes; Dothideales; Saccotheciaceae
Exons: 1
Coding region: 1-1857 (618 amino acids)
Source: RefSeq, a predicted model, not a curated record